Molecule: messenger RNA, 681 nt
Organism: Adelges cooleyi (spruce gall adelgid)
Lineage: Eukaryota; Metazoa; Arthropoda; Insecta; Hemiptera; Adelgidae
Product: zinc finger protein 699-like
Exons: 2
Source: RefSeq, a predicted model, not a curated record
UUUGUUGUGGUGUAUAUUUUUCUUUUAGGUUUAUGGAUUGAACAUAUAGAAAGGGCGUUUAAAUGUCCAAACGAGAACUGUAAUAGAAAUUACAAGACCAAACCUGGGUUGUACAACCAUUUGAAAUACGAAUUCGUUCGUUUGUUGUACAACUCGAAAUCCGGUAGAAUGAACAAGUAUCCGGGACCGUCGGAAGACGGCCUUUACUAUUGCACAAACAAAUGUGGUAAGAAAUAUAAGUCAAAGCAAGCCAUCAGUGUGCACAUGCGAUACGAAUGCGGUGUAAAGCCAAAAUUCUACUGCAGGGAAUGCGAUAAAUAUUUCAAGCAACCCGUCAGCUAUAAGGCCCAUAUAAUGAACGUCCACAAGUUCCUGGUCGAAGGUCAUAAUCCAAACUAGUGACCAACACGUUAAAGGAAAAUAAGAGUACAAUAAAAAAUUAGAACAUCAUAUCCUAUCGGCAACUUUUGAUUUUGUUAUUAACUGGUACAUAUUGUCAUAAAUAACAACACACACUGUGCAGCUACGAAAUCAAACGAUGUCUUAUGUAUUAUGUAUUUUUGUUACUUUAAUAUUUUGUACAAAAAUAACAACUAAUAAUAAUAUAAACUAAUUAUUACCUAUAUAGUUUAUAAACCUUUCAAAUUCUACGAUAAACUUAAGCGUUUGUUUUGGCAAACG